AAUACAAUAUUUUUUGUCAGUACUUAAACUUUUUAAAAGAACUUGGUGUUUGGACGUGACGUAUGCCUAGGGGCCUGUUGUCGUGGCGCAAGCUUCUAGCCUGUCUUCACUUCUUACCAACAUCUCUAUACCUCCCUGGAGCUUCAACCAUGGCUGGCAUUCUUGCUCUUGUGCACCUUCAACAUGCUGAUCGAGCUGAUAAAGCAAGGUUACCAAGGAGACUGGUCAAGGAUCACCAAAACCCUUUUGCUGCCUACUCUGAGGAUGAGUUCAUUCGGAGGUACCGGCUGUCAAAGGAGUGCAUUCACACCCUUCUUGGCCAAGUGGAACCAGAUUUGCCAAGAGCCAAGGAUGGACGAGGUUGCAGUAUUCCAGCAUACCUCCAGCUCCUCACAGCAAUGAUGUAUUUUGCCACAGGAAGCUCCCAGAUAUGUAUGGCUGACUGCCUGGGGAUGUCUGCUGCCUCUGUAUGUAAAAUUGUUAGAAGUAUCUCAACCAUUUUAUGUACUCGAGCUCGGACUUAUAUAAAAAUUUCCAGAGCCAACUGACAUUCCUGACCUUGCCUCCAAUUUCUUCAAUAUUGCUGGCAUGCCAGGUUGUAUUGGUUGUAUUGAUGGCUCAUACAUCAAUAUAAUAAGCCCUGGAGGUGAUCAUGUGGAACUCUAUAGAUCACGAAAGGGCCGCUUUGCCAUCAAUCUUAUGGGGAUUUGUGAUUAUA
This is a messenger RNA of Scylla paramamosain (green mud crab), 718 nucleotides long. RefSeq lists its product as uncharacterized. NCBI's taxonomy places the organism in Eukaryota, Metazoa, Arthropoda, Malacostraca, Decapoda, Portunidae. The record is from RefSeq and is a predicted model, not a curated record. The coding region runs from base 63 to 548 and encodes 161 amino acids. The transcript is spliced from 3 exons.